Planococcus citri (citrus mealybug) is the source of this 2088-nucleotide messenger RNA. RefSeq names its product fatty acyl-CoA reductase wat-like. The coding region runs from base 420 to 2018 and encodes 532 amino acids. Gene Ontology annotation, biological process: long-chain fatty-acyl-CoA metabolic process. Gene Ontology annotation, molecular function: alcohol-forming very long-chain fatty acyl-CoA reductase (NADP+) activity. The transcript has 10 exons. NCBI's taxonomy places the organism in Eukaryota, Metazoa, Arthropoda, Insecta, Hemiptera, Pseudococcidae. Gene Ontology annotation, cellular component: peroxisome. The record is from RefSeq and is a predicted model, not a curated record.
GCAUUUUAAAAUGUUUAAGUACCUAUUGCGAUACAUGUUUUAACCAUUAUACAAUCUUAAUGAGAUUUUCGCCGAAAUGAGAUUUAGUAGAGAAAAAAAUCGAUUCGCGAAGUGAAAGAAAACUCGACAUCGUAGGUGUAUAUAGUUACAUUGUUUGAAACAGUGACGUGAUUUUAAAAGCUUUACGUAAUGCUGAAAAGUUACAUUUUCAACUGAAAUUAAACGUGAAUGUUUAUAGUUUUACUUACGUAAUUUCUCGAUUCGAUUGUGAAAAAUGAAUUUACCUAAAUCGAACGUCUUUCAUUAUUUUUCAAUUCGUUUUAUUAUUUAGAAAGUGAUAGAUUAAAAAUCAAUAACGUAAUAACGUUUCCUUCAAAAUACCAGAAUACAAUUUGAAGCCUUUCAAAGCGGAAUUACUCAUGGAUGUAUUCGAUAAACGAGACGACAGCUACGACGAAUUAAUUGUCGACACGGUGGUGGAAAAAUUCUGCGGCAAGACAGAAAUACAAAAUUUCUACACCGAUAAGACUAUUUUAAUCACCGGAGGUUCGGGAUUUCUCGGCUUACUAUUGAUUGAAAAAUUACUUCGAUCGUGUUCCGAUUUGAAAAAAGUAAUUUUGAUUGUACGAGAAAAAAGAGGAAAAUCCGUUCGAACGAGGAUAAAGGAAAUAUUCAACGAUGAGAUAUUCGAGAAAAUGAAAAUACAAAAUCCUAAUUACUGGAAAAAGGUACAAAUUAUAACGGGAUGCUGCGAAGCGCCGAUGAUGGGUAUGGGCGAAGACCAAGUAAAAAAGCUCCAAUCUGAAGUAAACAUCGUCUUUCAUUCAGCUGCCACUGUUCGAUUCGACGAACAUAUUCGCAAUGCGUACGAAACCAACGUCAGCGGUACGAAAUAUCUGUUGGAAAUUGCCAAAGGAAUGAGAAAUCUCAAGGCGUUUGUUUAUGUAUCGACGGCGUACGCUCAAUCUCAUUUACCGCAUAUUGAAGAGAAAAUCUACCCCGGAGCGUUAACUGAUGAAGAAAUGUCGAUUUUAUUGAAAGGACUGGAUGAUAAGACGCUGGGAUGCCUGACACCGAUUAUACUAAAUGGUCGAUUCAAUACUUACACGAUGACAAAAGGUAUCGCCGAAGAAGUUGUAGCUAAACACAGACACGAACUUCCAGUCGCCAUAUUCAGACCAUCGAUAGUUACCGCAACUGUAUCUGAUCCUUUGACUUGCUGGACGAAUAAUAUCUACGGAGCGACUGGAGUAUUUGUAGGUUCUGGUGUUGGAUUUUUAAGAACAUUGUAUUGUGAUCCGGAUUGCAAAGCUGAGAUCGUUCCGGCAGAUCGAGUCGUCAGUGGUUUAAUCGCAGUUCCUUUACAUAUUCAGAAAAAUUAUUACAAUGCAUCGCAAGAUACGAGUAGAAGCUUGGUGAAAGAUCCUGUGUAUAAUUUUGUGGCCAAUCAGUCGAAUGUUCUCACGUGGGGUUCAUUACAAGAGGUUAUGAUUGGUUUAGCCAAAGAAAGAUCUUUAGCUACUGAUACGAUGAUUUGGACUUUUCACCUUUCGUUAGAUAAACAUUACACUCUCUGGUUGAUAAAAUACUUUUUAUUCCAUCUAUUCCCAGCACCUUUCUUCAUGCUAAUGGAGCUUAUCAUGAAACAAAAACCAAGGAUAUGGAACGGUUACAUAAAAUUAUACAAGUAUACACAGCUGUAUUCGUUUUUCAUGGUUCGAUCGUGGCAAAUUGGUGAAACGAACACCAAAGAUUUAUACAACUCGAUGACUCGUGAGGAUAAAUUAUUGUUCAAUUGCAAAACGGAAAUUGAUUGGGAUUAUUACUUCUUUUACAUGACCAAAGGUUUAGGAAACUAUAUAGUCAAGUUUAACUGGAACAACAGCCAUAAAGUUCAAACGAGAGCAAAAAUUUUGGGUAUCAUCGAUCGAGCUUUAAUUUGGAGUGCCCGUGGACUAAUGUUUUUGUUAGGGUUUAAAUUAAUAUUAGCAGUGAUCAAUUAUUUCUUAGUUGUUUGAGUUCUAAAUAUACGCACCUUCUUAUACUCAUUUCAUUUUAUACUUAAAUAAAUUUUCUUUUGUAACACAA